Messenger RNA from Corapipo altera (White-ruffed manakin), 1007 nucleotides. RefSeq names its product ring finger protein 223 (gene RNF223). Bases 99 to 1007 code for a protein of 302 amino acids. Lineage: Eukaryota; Metazoa; Chordata; Aves; Passeriformes; Pipridae. The transcript has 2 exons. Gene Ontology annotation, molecular function: ubiquitin protein ligase activity. Gene Ontology annotation, biological process: protein ubiquitination. The record is from RefSeq and is a predicted model, not a curated record.
ACCUGAACAGUGUUAUCUGUCUCUUAGGCCUUGCUCUUGCUGCCACCAUAAUCCCUGAGGGCCUCCCAGACUAAUAGAUUGCCAGGGCGAGGCCCCUCAUGGAGUCUUCUGCUCUCCUCCCUGCUCAGGUGUCGGGGAGCACCGCCCGGGAGGCUCCCAGGGCUCUGUUCCUCUCCCGGGGCUCCGUCAUGUCGUGCUUCUCCCAGCUGUGGCAUUCCAGCACUCCGGACUCUCCCACCAGCCCGACCCCUGCCUCUCCUGGUGAAGUCCCCAUCCCCAUCAGCCCCAUCGUGGUGACCUCCCCAGGAGAUGGCAAGAGGAAGGCCAGAUCCCCCACCAGCUCCCCGGGCUCGCCCAACCCCACCUCUCCCAAGCCGACCUCCCCCGUGGAGUGCUCCAUCUGCUUCAACACCUAUGACAACACCUUCAAGACCCCCAAACUGCUCCAGUGCUCCCACGUUUUCUGCCUGGAAUGCGUGGCCCGCCUGAGCACGGGGCUGCCCCCCAACCAGCCCGAGGACCUGCUGCCCUGCCCCUUCUGCAGGCAGCUCACCAACAUCCCCCAGGAAGGCGCUCCCGCCCUGGAGACCAGCAAGGAGCUGCUGGCCACGCUGCCCCCGGAGCUGCAGCGGGAGAAGGUGCUGUGGAUGGAGGGCACCAAGCUGUGCUGCCGGAGGGCCUCGGACGACGCCGAGAACCCGGAGUCCUGCAUCUCCAUCGACGUGGCCAUGAGCAAGCCCGAGAGCCCCGAGGCCCCGCCGAGGGGGCUGGCGGGGAGGUUGUCCCGCUGCGAGGUGUGCGACGACUGGAAGCGCAUCCUCCUCCUCUCCGCCCUCGUCAUCAUCCUCUUCUGCAUCAUCCUCUGGCCGGUGCAGUGCGCCCUGAAGACGGGCAACCUGCGCUGCUUCACCAGGACUGUGGCCACCAUGAGCAGGCCCGAGUACCUGCCCCCCAAACCCACCACGGCGGCAGCGGCGGCGGCGACAGAACCCCCUUUUUUCCAGUAG